CUCUCGCUUCAGCACGACACUUCCGAAAACCUUGUUGGUUUCCUGACUUGGUGGUGAACCUGACAGCCGGAGUCUUCUCCAGGACCAAAGAACCGUAAAGGGUUGCAUCAUGACGGCAGCGGCUCCGGGGACCAGCAAGGCGGCCCACGGUGAUGUGGCCGCGAAGAAGAAGAAGGGCCCCAGUGCUCUGGCGACGGCCUACCUGGUCAUCUACAACGUUGUUAUGACAGCAGGGUGGCUGGUGAUCGCAGUGGGUCUGGUCAGAGCGUACCUGGCCAGAGGCAGCUACCACGGCCUGUACUACUCCAUAGAGAAGCCUCUGAAGUUCUUUCAGACGGGAGCUCUCCUGGAGAUCCUGCACUGCGCUGUAGGAAUCGUCCCCUCCUCCGUGGUCCUGACGGGGUUCCAGGUGAUGUCCCGGGUCUUCCUCACCUGGGCCGUCACACACAGCGUCAGAGAAGUGCAGAGUGAGGACAGCGUGCUGCUGUUCGUCACGGCCUGGACCGUCACAGAGAUCAUCCGCUACUCCUUCUACACCUUCAGCCUCCUCAACCACCUGCCGUACCUCAUCAAAUGGGCCAGGUACACCUUCUUCUUCGCGCUGUAUCCGAUGGGCGUGUCGGGGGAACUGCUGACCAUCUACGCGGCGCUGCCGUACGUUCAGAAGACGGGCCUGUACUCCGUCACUCUGCCCAACAAGUACAACUUCUCCUUCGACUACUACAGCUUCCUCAUCAUCGUCAUGAUCUCAUACAUUCCCCUCUUCCCCCAGCUUUACUUCCACAUGAUCCGACAGAGGAAGAAGGUCCUGGGCCACGCGGAGGACUACAGCAAAGUGGAGUGAGCGUAGCGGCGUUCAGACACAAUCUGACAAAAAGGGAAAACCAAAACGACGGAAAAGAAGAAGAGGAACAAAAUCACGUCUGCUUAAAGAAACCAGAGCCGGCUUUAAACCACUGGCAGGAGAUCAAAUUAUCGAGCAACUUUUGUUUUUCUUUCCUAGCAUUUUUUGACCCUGAGGUUGUGUAGAAAAAAACCCCAUGAACAAACUGGUGUUUUAUUUUGUCGUUUUUAUUUAUUAAGUUAAGUUAGUCAGGGAGUUCGCAGCUGUAAGGGCACUGCGUCUGAACCGGUUGCUGUGUGAGCACGGGGCAGAUCUCGGUCGCAGCAGGGCGCUGAACCGAAGACGCACUGAUAGAAAACGAUAACCUCCUUUUUUAAUUGUCACCGUUAGAAAAUCCCUCAUAGAUUUUUCACCUCCUCCUUUAUUCUCUUUAGGUUUUUGUUUACUAUGAUGUAGACAGAUUAAUGUGAACACUAGUACGGACACUAGGUCGUAGGUUUUGCAUAAACAGUGUUUGUCGGAGCGAACUGUGGUCCAGAUUUUCUUUGUUCUCUUUCAUUCAUUUCAGCCAAAGGUUCACAAACAUUCCUGAUUUAGUUCAAUAAACCCUUUUUCCAUUCUG
Messenger RNA from Eleginops maclovinus (Patagonian blennie), 1466 nucleotides. It is a transcript of the gene hacd2, whose product is annotated as 3-hydroxyacyl-CoA dehydratase 2. Gene Ontology annotation, biological process: very long-chain fatty acid biosynthetic process; fatty acid elongation; sphingolipid biosynthetic process. The transcript has 7 exons. NCBI's taxonomy places the organism in Eukaryota, Metazoa, Chordata, Actinopteri, Perciformes, Eleginopidae. Bases 110 to 844 code for a protein of 244 amino acids. The record is from RefSeq and is a predicted model, not a curated record. Gene Ontology annotation, cellular component: endoplasmic reticulum membrane. Gene Ontology annotation, molecular function: 3-hydroxyacyl-CoA dehydratase activity.